UGCGCGUUUUAGGCGACACGUUAACCUAACUUGCCCACCAACAUGGGAAGCGUGGCGUCAGUCGCCGCGUGUGACACGCGUGCAAAGGGUCAAUAGGCUAGUCAUGGAAAUUCAUAUUUUAAAUGUUUGAUGUAUUAUGUCUUUGAUUCAUUUGUUUAUAACUUAAUCGGAAUGGUUUCCAAUCGUCGUUUUAUCAGAAGCCAAUUGUUAAGAAAUGUUUUCUUCUCAUCAGCUCUAAGAGCUAAUUCUGAUGAAGCGUUGGGUCUCUGUUCGAAUUCCAUGUUGUGGUCAUUUAAUGUUUUCAAAAGCUGAUGAGUCAUUGAAAAUGUGUGGAAAAUAACAUAACAAGUCUCUACUUCACAUUUUCGGUAGGUCUAGACUUGUGUUUUGUUCCGCUUUGUCCACAUGUCCCUUUAAAAUGUUCACACUUGAAGCUUCAAUUGCCUUUCGAGGGAGAAUGUUCCAGUAGUUGACCACUCUCUGGCUAAACCAGAACUUCCUGAGGUUGAGGUUGGAUCUUGAUUUGUACAGUUUAAGUUGGUGACCCCUGUGCUGCACGGUUGACAAAUCAAAGAAGUGUUCAGGGUUCAAGCCCUCAAGGCCCCUGAGUAUCUUAAAGGUCUCGAUAAGAUCUCCUCGCAGCCUCCUGCACUCCAGGGUGGUCAAUUUCACUUCCCUGAGUCUGUGAACGUAGUCUAGGUGAGAUAGACCUCCAAUCAUUCGCAAUGCUCUCUUUUGCACUCUUUCUAUUAGGUCAAUGUCCCUUUGAAGAUGAGGCCUCCACGCCUGUACACAGUAAUCUAGGUGUGGUCUAACCAGUUCUUUGUACAGUCUGAUGAUUGUUGUUUUGUCUUUGUUCGUAAUGGUUCUGUUGAUUAGCCCCAGGGCUCUGAAUGCGCUUUUGACUGCCUUCGCACAGUGGGUACUUGCAUUUAGUGACUGAUGGAUGAUUACCCCAAGAUCUCUUUCUUCACUUACUGUCUGAAUUAUACUGUCAUGUGCGGGUUCAGUAAUUGUCACCCUUGAACCUAUUCAGAAUCCUUUCUCUAUGGUAAGACCUAUAGUCGCAGCAGCAGACAAACGAGAGUCUAUAGACCCACCACCAAUCUCGACACGCUGAUACGAUUUGUAAACAGUACACACACGCCGGUUGUGAUUUCUAUAGUAGUUUGAGUUGAUGGAGAAAGGAGAUAAGAUGGAGUCCCCGUUACUUGAAGACGAGCAGAAUGUUUACUACGAUGGGCUAGUCAAACGAAUACAGAGUGGUGAUUUGCAGCUCAUUGAAGUCCGGAACGCUCCGGAGUUAGCUCAGACAGGAACAAUCAUCGAGAAUAUAUGUCAUGUUCCAGUUCCAGAAUUAGAAGAGGCACUCCAGCUUUCAGACGAAGCCUUUCUUGCCAAAUAUGGGCAUCCGAAACCCCAAAAGACACAAGAUAAUGUAGUGUUCACCUGUAGGAUUGGCAACCGGAGUUUGAAGGCGCUAAAUAUAGCGAAGGCAUUGGGUUACACAAAAGCAAGACAUUACCCCGGUGGCUGGACUGAAUGGAUACAGAAGAAUCCAAGAAGUAGUAGUAGUAACUAGUCGACCAUCGAGUAUCUUAAUGAUUCGGGAAGUUCAUUCCCUUAGCAGCCAUUUUGAAAAUUUUCAAUUGCAAACUUUUAAAGAGAUUUUGGCUCAUUUUCUUGGCUGAUUUUACCAUAAAUUUGCGCCUCAAAUUUUUUACAGAUUUAUUGAUUGAUUGAUUACGAGGUGGAAAUCCUCUCUGGGUCUCCAUUUUUAUUUUACUGAACCUCGUUUGGGGCCUCUUGUCUGUAUUAAAGUGUACGUAAAAUAAUUCAAAGUGGCUUCAUCUGAACGCCAGUGUUGAAGAAGUGUCUUGUCAACGAAAGUGACGAGUGCACUCUAGCCAUAAUUAUUUGUUCUUACCACUAGGUGGCGCCAUUCGGGUAUUCGUUCAGUUUGUUGGGUAUUGAAAAUUAACGAUAACGAUUUUCUAGCUACUUUUUUUUUUUAUUUAAAAAAUAACAAUACUCAGGUUGCUAAAAAUUAAUGGAUCGGACGAGUCGGUCUAUAAAAAGCGUUUGUAACCCUUUUUUAUAAAAUGCAUAUUGUUGGAAAGAUGU
Molecule: messenger RNA, 2124 nt
Organism: Asterias rubens (European starfish)
Lineage: Eukaryota; Metazoa; Echinodermata; Asteroidea; Forcipulatida; Asteriidae
Product: rhodanese domain-containing protein CG4456-like
Exons: 4
Coding region: 1178-1582 (134 amino acids)
Cellular component (GO): mitochondrion
Molecular function (GO): thiosulfate-cyanide sulfurtransferase activity
Source: RefSeq, a predicted model, not a curated record